This is a messenger RNA of Terrapene triunguis (Three-toed box turtle), 1578 nucleotides long. It is a transcript of the gene SLC26A10P, whose product is annotated as solute carrier family 26 member 10. The record is from RefSeq and is a predicted model, not a curated record. Gene Ontology annotation, molecular function: oxalate transmembrane transporter activity; bicarbonate transmembrane transporter activity; chloride transmembrane transporter activity. The transcript has 15 exons. Lineage: Eukaryota; Metazoa; Chordata; Testudines; Emydidae. The annotation marks the transcript as partial. Gene Ontology annotation, biological process: transmembrane transport. Gene Ontology annotation, cellular component: membrane.
CAGCUGGUGAUGUUCGUGGUGCAGCUGGGCUUCCUGGCCACCUACCUCUCGGAGCCCAUUGUCAAGGCCUUCACCAACGGGGCCGCCCUGCAUGUCCUGGUCUCCCAGCUGCCCAGCUUGCUGGGCCUGGCACUGCCCCGCCCCACCGGCUCCUUCACCAUCUUCAAGACGCUGGCAUCGGUGGCACGGGCGCUGCCCCGGACCAACGUGGCCGAGCUGCUCAUCUCCGCCCUGUGCCUGGCCCUGCUGGUGCCCAUCAAGGAGAUCAACAGCCGCUUCCGGAGCAAGCUGCGGACGCCCAUUCCAGGGGAGAUCGUGGUGGUGCUGGCGGCCACCGGCGUCUGCUUUGCCUCCUCCCUGGACACGCGCUACGACGUGCAGAUAGUUGGCCACCUGCCAGCUGGGUUCCCGCAGCCCCAGCUCCCGGCCCUGCAGUCGCUGCCCCAGGUGCUGGGGGACACGGUGGCCAUCGCUUUCGUGGCCUAUGCCGUCUCUGUGUCGCUGGCCAUGAUCUACGCCGAGAAGCACGGCUAUACCAUCAACCCCAACCAGGAGUUGCUGGCCCACGGUGUUUCCAACCUGGUCUCCUCCCUCUUCACCUGCUUCCCGAGCUCGGCCACCCUGGCGACCACCAACAUCCUGGAGAGCGCGGGGGGGCACACGCAGCUCGCCGGCUUCUUCUCCAGCGCGGUGGUGCUCAUGGUCCUCAUGUGGCUCGGACCCCUCUUCCACUACCUGCCCAAGGCUGUCCUGGCCUGUAUCAAUGUCACCAGCCUGCGCCAGAUGGUCCUGCAGUUCUGGGACCUGCCCGAGCUCUGGAGGAUCAGCCGGAUUGACUUCGCUGUCUGGGUGGUCACCUGGCUGGCCGUGGUGGUGCUGAAUGUGGACGUGGGCCUGGCCGUUGGGGUCGUGUUCUCCAUGAUGACAGUCAUCUGCCGCACGCAGAGGGCCGAGUGCAUGGCGCUGGGCAAAGCGGCCAACACGGAAAUCUACCGGCCUGUCCAACGCCACAGCAAGUGCUUUGAGAUCCCUGGCGUGAAGAUCAUGGCUUACCACGCCCCCAUCUACUACGGCAACCGUGACUUCUUCCGCGAGGCGCUGAGCGAGCGGCUGGGCCUGAGCCGGCUGAGGGGCGGCCGGGGGGAGAAGGCGCUGCGGGCCUUGGAGAGUGGGGCCCAAAUCAGCACCGUGGAAAACUGUGUCCCCAGCUCUGUGCCCGAUAGGGGAGCCGGGUGCCCCAGCUCAGGCGCCGCUGGCAGGACCCAGGCCGCCAUCCUCGACUGCAGCGGGAUUGUUUUCGUGGACUCCGCCGGGGCCCGGCUGCUCAUUCAGAUGUGCGUGGCGUGCCAGAAGGCCGGCAUCCGCAUGAACCUGGCAGCAUGUAACGGCGAGGUCCUGGAGACGCUGACCAGCAGCGGCCUGGGGCAGCACCUCUCCCCACAGCAGGUGUUUGUGACGGUCCAGGACGCCCUCGCAUCCAUCACGCAGACCACGGAAAAGGUGGCCGAGAAGAAUCCGGCGAUCUGGGUGUAGGGGACCCUGCCAAUGGAGUGCGGGCACUGCCCGGCCUGUAGAGCC